Aphanomyces invadans is the source of this 506-nucleotide messenger RNA. RefSeq names its product cell division topological specificity factor MinE. Gene Ontology annotation, biological process: regulation of division septum assembly; cell division. The transcript is spliced from 2 exons. Lineage: Eukaryota; Oomycota; Saprolegniomycetes; Saprolegniales; Verrucalvaceae. Bases 28 to 351 code for a protein of 107 amino acids. The record is from RefSeq and is a predicted model, not a curated record.
CCGAGACUUGGCAUUUGGUUGAAUCCCAUGCGUCAAUUCCUGCAGUCGUUCCUGGCGAAGGCGGGGGUGGCGGCGGCGGCGCCGUCAUCGCAAUCGACCGCGUCGGCGUCCAAGAACAUUGCUAAGGAGCGGUUACAGAUCAUCCUGGCACACCAACGUGGGUCCCAGGCGCUGAGCGGGGUCGACCUCAACGCUCUCCAGGCCGAGCUCCUUGCGUGUGUGCAGCGCCACAUUGCGGUCGCAGACGGCGAGAGAGUCAACAUUGCGGUCAAGCACGAAGGCAGCCUGGACAUCUUUGAGAUGCAAGUUCCCGUCCACCCGCAUGCGGUUCGCACAACGCCGUCGGUGUAAUGCAGGCGUAUUCAUUUUCGUCGACACGAUCGCGCGAUGUUAUCUAUUUCUCGUACAACGCCACGGUGUACUUGGCAAAUGGCUGGCACUGUGUCGAUGGGGUGAAAUCCUCGUUCUCUCGACCCUGUCGAGAACGUACCUCCAUGUGACUGAUG